Molecule: messenger RNA, 3388 nt
Organism: Hemibagrus wyckioides
Lineage: Eukaryota; Metazoa; Chordata; Actinopteri; Siluriformes; Bagridae
Product: zinc finger protein ZFP2-like
Exons: 8
Coding region: 194-2248 (684 amino acids)
Cellular component (GO): nucleus
Molecular function (GO): histone methyltransferase activity; protein binding
Source: RefSeq, a predicted model, not a curated record
UAGGCAGUCUACUCCUGCCCUGUAGACGAAGAAGACGCUGGUUGUUUCUGGUUGAACAGCUGGGCUUUCUGACACAACUAAUCAUUUAUGGUUCCACAAUACUGCGAUUAGACCCGAUCAGGUUAACAUCUCCACCUCGGCACUGUGUCCGUAUUUCACGGGUUUAAAACUGCUUUCUCCUUUAAAGCCCACGAUGUGCAGUGCUGUACAGACAGAAACCUCUAUGACUUCAGCUACAGGCUCAUCAGGCUCUGGGGGUCACUUUAGCCCUGAGGGCCAACUGAAUGGAGGAUUUCAAAAGCAGCUUAUAAAAGAAGAACCUGAAGAUGAAGACUACCAUGCUGAGAAGACAUCAAGUUGUGUGGGACAUGUCACCCCUGUGGAGCAACAGAAUGAAGGGUUUCAUGAGAAGCUUGUAAAAGAAGAACCUGAAGAUGUAGAUUACCUCUGUGGUGAGACAUCAAGCUGUGUGGUUCAUCUGACCCUUGUGGACCAUCAGACUGAAGAAUUCCAUGAAAAGUCUUUAAAAGAAGAAGAACCUAAUGAAGACAACAAUCUCUACUGUGAAUAUUGUAGAUCCUUCUUCAUCAACAAGUGUGAGAUACACGGUCCAGCUCUCUUCCUUCCUGAUACCCCUUUCCCUAGAGGGGUUUCAGACCGAGCUAGACAAACCCUUCCCCCUGGUCUUGAGCUUCAGAAAUCUGAUAUUCCUGAUGCAGGACUUGGAGUGUUUAAUAAGGGGGACACUGUUCCAGUUGGUGCUCACUUUGGGCCUUACCAGGGAGAGCUGGUAGGCAAAGAAGAAGCCAUGGCUAGUAGCUACUCUUGGGUGAUUUACAAGAGCAGGCAUUUUGAGAAGUAUAUAGAUGCUAGGAGAUUGACCCAUGCAAAUUGGAUGAGGUAUGUGAAUUGUGCUCAUAGUAAUAAAGAGAAUAAUCUGGUGGCUUUCCAGUAUCAAGGAGAGAUUUUCUACCGCUGCUGUCGACCCAUCAAACCAAGACAGGAACUUUUGGUGUGGUAUGAAGAGAAGUACGCUAAAGAUCUUGGUGUCAUCUUCAACUACAUCUGGAACAAAAAAUGCUCCAUAAGCGAAACCAGUGGUUACCCAGUGAAAAGUUUCUCUUGCUCAUGGUGUUCACUUUUCCAUACGUCACAAAUUGACCUUUAUAAACAUAUCAAGAGAUGCCACGAUGAGGAAAACGUGAGCCUGAUGAAUUCAGAAGAAAUAAAACACAAAACUCCAAAAACCACAAGAAUCUCUACCAAUAAGCACAGACGUACUGGCUCUCACAUUAAGACCUCUCGCAGGCUGAAAGAAAUUUACUGCUGCUCACAGUGUGGGAAACGUUUUGCUGGACAGUGCCAUCUGAAACAACACCAGCGCAUUCACACAGGAGAAAGGCCGUUUCACUGCUUACAGUGUGGGAAGCGUUUUGCUCGACAGAGUCAUCUUCAAGCACAUCAGACCAUUCACACAGGAGAGAAAAUGUUUUCAUGCUCACAGUGUGGGAAACGCUUUAAUCGUGAGAGUACUCUCCAGCGGCACAGACGCAUUCACACAGGAGAAAAGCCGUAUCAUUGCUCAGAGUGUGGGAAAAGGUUUACUUACCAGAAUGCGCUCCAGCGGCAUCAGCGUGUUCAUACUGGAGAAAAGCCCUACAUCUGCUCAGAAUGUGGGAAGAGAUUUACUUACCAGAAUGCGCUCCAACGACAUCAGCGUGUUCAUACUGGAGAAAAGCCGUACAUCUGCUCAGAGUGUGGGAAGAGCUUUAGCCAACCAAAUUCUCUCCAACUCCAUCAGCUCAUUCACACAGGAGAUAGGCCGUAUCCCUGCUUACAGUGUGGGAAGGUUUUUCUUCAGCAGAAUACUCUGCAAAUCCAUCAGCGCAUCCACACAGGAGAGAGGCCAUUUCACUGCGGACAGUGUGGAAAGAGCUUUAAUCAGGAAAGUGCUCUUCAACGGCACCAGCGCACUCAUACAGGAGAGAGGCCGUAUCACUGCUCGCAGUGUGGGAAGAGUUUUGCUCGACUGUGUCAUCUCAAACGGCAUGAACAUAUUCACACAGGGGAGAAGCCGUAUCAGUGCUCACAGUGUGGGAAGCAUUUUAAUAGAGAGAGUACUCUCCAACGGCACCAGCACACACACACUGGACAGAAGCUGUUUAUCUGCUCAGAGUGUGGAAAGAGUUUUACACGACAGAGUAAUCUCAAAAUACACCAGCGAAUUCACACAGAAGAGAAGCAGUAGCACUUCUAGCAAUGUGAAACGAGUUUCACUCAGCAGAAUAGUCUGCAGUCCACCAGCACAUUCAUACAGCAGAGAAGCCAUAUACCUGCUCAGAGUGUGAGAAGAGUUUUAGCCAAACAAAUUCUCUCCAAAUCCAUCAGCUGAUUCACACAGGAGAGAAGCCAUAUCCAUGCUCACAGUGUGGGAAGAGUUUUAUUUUAUGCUUUAACGUCAUCAGCACAUCCACAUAGGAUAAAUGUAGUGUUGCUCCUAAAAUUUGGGUCGGUCUUCAGACAGACCUUUGUAAUACCAGCGGGGAAAAUUGGUGUCACUUUGUGUUGCAAUAAUCUGUGUAAAUGGUUAGAAAAAGAAAAAGAUCAACUACUAUAACUAGUUACAUCAAAUGUUUUUAAUGUUUUUUGUUUGUUUGCUUUGGUUUACCAAAUAUAUAAAUUAAUUCCAUGUAAUUUUGUCUUUUAAUAUUUUCCCCUGGCUUGGCUAAAUUAGCACUUUAUUUUUAAAAAUGAAGUUGUUGUCUGCGUGCUUUUCUUACUAUAGUACCUCUCCAACCGGGGUUUUAGACUGCUAGUGCUCUUACUCUGUGACCCAAUGAACCAGUAUUAGGUUUUUAUCAUCAAGUUAUAUUACAUUACGAUUUGUAUUUAUUGAUGAAGACUUCAAAGCACUUCUGUAAGUGGCUCUGUAUAAGCGCGUCUGCCAAAUGCCGUAAAUGUAAAAGCUUGUCGUUGUUCGAACCGGGGACCGGAUCAUUGUGAAUGUUUGACGUCUUUAGUCAAUCACAUUUUUUGUGUGUAUUUUAAAUGGUCUAUUUAUGCUGUGGAAUUUUUUAAUUUUUCAAAAAUAAUUUAAAUAAAUACUUGUGACCUUGAAGUAAUGCAACAUUAUUGUAAUAUAUACUGAUUAUCUGAAGUCUUUAAUCUACAGAAAUGUACUGGGAACUGAAAUGCCAUCAAGAUUCAUUUGUAUCAAAUUAAUUUGCCCAUAAUUUGCACCAGUUUAUUUUAGGCACACAUAUUGUUACUCAUAUGUUUCCUAAUUCUUGAUCUGAUGCCAAAUUAAAGGGCAUGGCAACGUAGAAGCACCUUUUUUGUUGUUGUUUUUUAACAUUAAAGUAAUUAAGUAUGAGAAAGUAGCUGGUGU